Molecule: messenger RNA, 1815 nt
Organism: Capsella rubella
Lineage: Eukaryota; Viridiplantae; Streptophyta; Magnoliopsida; Brassicales; Brassicaceae
Exons: 4
Coding region: 1030-1614 (194 amino acids)
Molecular function (GO): zinc ion binding
Source: RefSeq, a predicted model, not a curated record
AUGAUCUAGUAAGUUGCUACAGAUGUGCUUGCUUGUGGUUUGCAAAUGUGAUACUGUUUUAGUUAGGGUUGUUAUUUGCUUUAGUAAUGUUGUUUGCGUGUAAUAAGUAGUCAUGGUCAUAGACUGAUAGAAAUUGUGACAGUUAGGCAAGGCAAGUUGUUUGCGUGUAAUAAGGAGUCUUGGUCAUAGAUUGAUAGCUUUGUUGUUUGCUGUUUGCUAUUAACUUUAUCAUUAAAGAAAGUGAUAUAAAUAGAAAGAAUUGCUAUUGUUGUAAAAGGUGAUGUAGUAGCUAGUUUCAUAAUGGCUUGCAUGUACUUGGCUUCUUGUUUUGGUGUAUUGAUGAUUUUUUUAAGUACUAGCUCUGAGAGUAGGUAGUACAAAUUAUAAAUCUGAAUAAUAAAGUAGAGUUAAAUGUAAAAAUUGGUGAUUAGACAUAUGCAGUUAGCUAGUAAUUAGUUAUUACCAUCUUCUCUCUUCUCCACCAUCUUCUCUCUUCUCCACCAACGUUUCUCACCUAUUAAACUUGAUAGCAAGCUUCUUUGUUCUCCACCAUAUUCGAUUUUCCUCUUUCUUCAAACCACUAACCAGCCAAACAUCUUCCUUCUCAAUCCCUUUCAUAUGGAUUCUUACAAUCCAUAUCCCCACUCCUCAAGUUAUCUAGACCUUCUGAAUAGUCAACAAGAAACUCAUACCCAAGGAAACUCUUCUAAUGAGAGUUUCCCUCCUUCUGCCUACAACCUUGCUUCUGAGUUACCUACUUGGAGUUCACAGCAAUCAGCUGCCACACCUACAUCUGAAGAAACUCAAGUGGAUCGCAGAGAGAGAAAGAAGUGGAACAAUACUGAUGAUGAAGUACUUAUCUCUGCUUGGCUCAAUACUUCAAAGGACCCAGUAGUUGGAAAUCAACAGAAGGGUGGAUGUUUUUGGCAGAGGGUGGGAGAGUAUUAUGCUAGCUCUCCCACUUCCACAGAGAAUGGUCAGAAGGGCUUGAGUGGUAUGAAUGUGUUUCUGUUAUGGUUGUAAUAUCAGAUGGGGCAGGACUACAGUUAUUCACAACCUUCCUCCUCAGACCAAUACCACCAUCAUGAUUACAGUGAAGACAAAGAGGAAGAGGCAUUGAUUCUAAUGGAUGAAGGUGACAGUCAUUUGAUCAAUGCCAGAGCUAUUUUGAUGGAUGAGGUUGAAAGUCAGUUGGAACAAACUCAGGCGACUCAUUUCCCUCCUCAACCUGAGGUGGAGUUUGGUUUCCCAAAGCAGUGCUACUGUGGUGGGAGGCCUACUCUAAAUACAUGCUACAACCCGAAUAAUAUAGGCAGAAGGUUCUUCACAUGUCCAAAUGUGGAAGAUGGGGAUAUGCAUCUCCACAAGUGGUGGGAGGAUGCUGCAAUGGAAGAGAUGAGAGAGUUGGACAGAAUGUAUGAGGUCUUAUCCGAGAAGGUUGAUGCCUUAAACUGCGUGAGUGACUUUGAAACUGAUCAGAAGCUCCAUCACUUAGAAUUGCUAGUCUCUGAUCUAGGUAAGAAAAACCUUAGGUUUAGAAGUGGAGUUCAGAUGGUUUUAGGUGUAAUGGCUGUUGCAGCAUUUGUUUUAGCAAUGUUGGUAGUGUAUAAGUAAGAAAGUAUUGGUGUGUAGUGGUAAUCACAUUGGGUUAUGUAGUGGUAAUCACGGUAAUGACAUUAUUGUAAGGUUCACGGAUAUGAUAUAAUUGUAAUGUUCUUUGUCUUCACGGUAAUGACAUUAUUGUAAGGUUCACGAAUAUUGUAAGGUUCACGGAUAUGACAUUAUUGAGUUAUAUUCACGGACAAGUUUGCUUUU